AGCCAGUGCCCUGAGCAGGGGAGGAAGGGCCUCCCCCCCGCCCCGAGGCCUGCAGACGGUGGAAGCUGAGGCACAGAAGUUCUCUCUGCCCAACCCCUCCUCCUGCGUACUCGCCACCCCCCCCGGAAGGAAGCCCUGAGGCCCUGCCCACGGCAGCAACCAAGGCGAGAAGGAGCAAACCACAGACCCCGCCGCCGACGGGCACCCCACAUCCUGCCCGGGCUGCGACAUCCCCCCACGUCUUCGCCUUGCAGACGUCGUGGGGCGGCCUCCCCCACGCGGCAUCAUGGUCGUGCAGGACAGUGCGGAUGCCGGGGACAGCAGGCUGGGCGUGCGGCUGCAGCCCUUCCUGCACCAGGUCGGGGGGCACCUGAGCGUGAUGACGUAUGACGAGCACACCGUGUGCAAGCCCCUCAUCUCCCGGGAGCACAGGUUCUACGAGGCCCUGCCUCCGGCCAUGAAGCGCUUCACCCCGCAGUACAAAGGGACCAUCACCGUGCACCUCCACAAAGACAGCAGGGGCUGUCUCAGCCUGGUCGCCCACCCACUGAAGGAGAGCCGCGAGCCCUUCAAGGUGUCCCCGGAGUCGGCGGCCGUGGCAAAGCGGCACCCACGGCAGCACGCCCAGUGGGCACAGUCUCCCGCCGAGAGCCACAGCCUGGCCAAGCUCCACACCCACCCCCAGGUGUCCUCGCUGGCGCUGGAAGACGCUAACGGGAACCAGGUAGAGGCGAGGAGCUUUAACCCGUGGGGCCUGCACUGCCACCAGGCACACCUGACCCGCCUGUGCUCCGAGUACCCAGAGAACCAGCGGCACCGGUUCCUGCUGCUGGAGAACGUGGUGUCCCGGCACACGCACCCCUGCAUCCUAGACCUGAAGAUGGGGACGCGGCAGCACGGGGACGACGCCUCCGAGGAAAAGAAGGCCCGGCACGUGAAGAAGUGUGCACAGAGCACCUCGGGCCGCCUGGGCGUGCGGGUCUGCGGCAUGCAGGUUUAUCAGACGGAUAAGAAGUACUAUCUCUGCAAAGACAAGUACUACGGGAGAAAGCUCUCGGUGGAGGGCUUCCGACAGACCCUCCAUCAGUUCCUGCAUGACGGGACCCGCCUGCGCACCGAGCUCCUGGAGCCCAUCCUCAGCCAGCUGCAGGCCCUCCUCUCGGUCAUUAAGAGCCAGAGCUCCUACCGGUUCUACUCCAGCUCUCUCCUCAUCAUCUACGAUGGACAGCAGCUGCCAGAAAGACCCCCGGGCAGCCGGCACCCUCAGGAAGCUUCAGGGGAGGCCCGGGCCGGCCCUCAGGGCGGUCUCCCCAGGGUAGACAUCCGUAUGAUCGACUUUGCUCACACAACAUACAAGGGCUCCAAGGACGGGCACACCACCUACGACGGACCGGAUCCUGGCUACAUUUUUGGGCUGCAAAACCUCAUUGGGAUCCUGCAGGAUAUCCAAGAGGGAGUCUGACCCCGUCCUGGGCCUACCUGGGCUCCUCUGGGCUACAGAUUGCAAAAAGGCACUACUUGUAGCCAGCGCAGUCGAGAUGAUGCUUAGAUGUCUUUAUACGCCCCUCAAAAGCCCGCUGUCCGAGGCGGACUCUCCUGAGAGCUGCUAAAGAAACCCUCUGGUACCCUGGAGGUCAUUCCACGUAGCCUGGCGUCUUGCUCUAGUGCUGGUCAUCAGACAAUGGACAGUCCAUGCAAAAAGCAGCCCUGCCUUGGAGCGCACCAGAGAGUGGCCUUGGGAGUUAGAGACCAGCAUGAAGGGGACAACCCCUUCACUUCAGCAACUCUGCUGCUGAAGAUGCUUUCCUGUUGCCGCACCACCAUCCUCACACGCUGGGAGGCAGAAACAGAACCAGGAGAAGCCUUGUAGGGUGUCUUCCAGAUCAUGGUUUUUCUCCACUGCAAGCUACGUAUGGCCUCUCACCUUCCAAAGAGCAGCUUCGGGUGGGGCAGGAGGAAGUGGAACAGACCUGCGCAUCUCACCUGCUCUGUCUCUGGGUUCUAAGUGGACAAGGACGAGCCCAGACAGGAGUGUAGGUAGCCCAGGGCCCCAUGUUGCUAGUGGACAGCAGGGUCACCUCACAGCCUCCUGCCUGCCCCCCCUUCCCGGGGAAGAGAGGAUUCUGCCACAUUCUGACCACGCAAUGACUCUGACCAUGACCUGCAGCUUCCGGGGCAAGGAUGGAGGGGAAGAGGAGCCACCCCGUUAACCUCUGCUCCCCGCUUUCUAUUUAUUUAUUUGGGGGGUGGGCUGGGGGAGGCAGAAGACCCGGAAGGCAUGUGGGAGCCAGGGGCAAUGUUUACAAGGCCAGUGGACAAGUGUAGAUCCAGAACCAGCAUGCACAGUCCUAAUUAAUUCCUUCCUCGGCGGUGUGGAAACCUAUUACAAUGCCCUGGAGUCACGCGCCGGGAUACGUUACCCAAUUAGGGAAAUAAA
This is a messenger RNA of Lepus europaeus (European hare), 2437 nucleotides long. RefSeq names its product inositol hexakisphosphate kinase 3 (gene IP6K3). Gene Ontology annotation, molecular function: inositol hexakisphosphate kinase activity. Lineage: Eukaryota; Metazoa; Chordata; Mammalia; Lagomorpha; Leporidae. The record is from RefSeq and is a predicted model, not a curated record. Gene Ontology annotation, biological process: inositol phosphate biosynthetic process; phosphatidylinositol phosphate biosynthetic process. Bases 287 to 1462 code for a protein of 391 amino acids. The transcript has 6 exons. Gene Ontology annotation, cellular component: nucleus; cytoplasm.